Messenger RNA from Anopheles funestus (African malaria mosquito), 1378 nucleotides. RefSeq lists its product as uncharacterized. The record is from RefSeq and is a predicted model, not a curated record. Lineage: Eukaryota; Metazoa; Arthropoda; Insecta; Diptera; Culicidae. Gene Ontology annotation, biological process: sensory perception of taste. The coding region runs from base 1 to 1035 and encodes 344 amino acids. The transcript has 3 exons. Gene Ontology annotation, cellular component: axon; membrane; dendrite.
AUGCACAUUUCAACAGUUUCCACAUGGUUCAUCUACUACAACAACGAAUCAGCAGUUGUAUGUAAAUCUAAUGCGAAAAAGGUUGUUUUGUUCUACUACUUCGUCAUCAUUGAAACGUUAGUAGCAAUUGGGUUUAAUGUGAUAAGCACCAUUCGGAUCGCCUGGCCUUCUUCGCAGAAAUCGUUGGCACAGUGUUGGGAGCAGCUGAUAGCGAAGGUGCAGGACAUGCACACUCUGUACAAUUGUAGCAUAGAGUCAAAACGAUCGUUCCAAUUGUUCUGGCUGUGGCUGUGUAUACUGUCGAUAUCGUACUGUAUCUUUCUUACCUACAUGGUUCUCUCUUCAACGGUUCGGUUCGUAGUACAGACGAACCAUUUCAUCAUGUACGGGUUGCGAAUAUAUGCAUACCUGUCACAUACGACUUUAUGUGCCUCGUUUGGCCUGUUUGCAAUGUUGCUGAGAAUUCUCAUUGUGGAGAUGAAAAGAAUGAUUCACCAGACCGUAAGUGAAACGCAGCUACGAUCUAUGAUUCAACUCUAUCGACACAUUCUUCAAAUUAUUGAUAGUUUCUGUGCCGUUUAUGGUUGGGUUUUGUUGCUAAUUUUCUUCGAACAUUUCCUGAUUUUAACGGAUCGAUCGUUUUUUGCGGUACGCAUGUAUCGGGCAACGGUGGGAUUCUCUAGCCUGCAAGUGUUGUCCAUGAUGUUGACCUGGGUAUUUCCGUUAACAUUGAACGACAUGAUGCUGAUUGGUGCUUGCACGGCUACAGAAAAAGCGCUACAGGAGUUUGAAAAACAGCUAUGCACCGUAGGAAAAACAAUGACUGAAGACACGAGUGAUUUUACGUACAUGAUCACCAGUUUCAGUUUGUACGUUGCAGAACAGAAACCCAAGUUUCGGAUCUUAAAGUCACUCAACUUGAACUUUAGUUUGCUGUACGGGAGCUGCGGAAUAGUUGCAACCUAUUUGACAGUGUUUCUUCAGUUCGAUAGUUACGACACGUUAUCAACAACAAGCAAUACGGGUAAUGGAUAAAAUUUUGAUUAAAAUGCACCAUCUGUCUUGAAACAUCAACGCACAAAAACAAUGUUAAACCGUUUCAAAAUAAAAGGAGUUUGCAAAAACGUGCUGUUUGAAUUACUGCUCGAAUGCUGCAUUCUGCUCGAAAGUAGCGUGAGGCGAAAAUGUGACAAAGUGUCGCUGUCAAACAGUAAACCAAAAACAAACAACAUUAUUGCGGAACGAACAAAAACAUACAAGAAUAUCGAACAAAGUGUUUUUUCUUAAACAAAUUUACUAAAAAAAUGGAAAUAUUGUUGCAGCUGUGCGUGUCUUUUUAACUCUAUCUCGUACCUCUAGCUUAACUGUAACAUAUUUC